Molecule: messenger RNA, 1948 nt
Organism: Impatiens glandulifera
Lineage: Eukaryota; Viridiplantae; Streptophyta; Magnoliopsida; Ericales; Balsaminaceae
Product: phosphoacetylglucosamine mutase
Exons: 8
Coding region: 161-1831 (556 amino acids)
Biological process (GO): carbohydrate metabolic process; UDP-N-acetylglucosamine biosynthetic process
Molecular function (GO): phosphoacetylglucosamine mutase activity
Source: RefSeq, a predicted model, not a curated record
UACAGUAAUCCCCCAUUACAGAGGUUUUUCAUUUUCAUCUCCGGCGACGACUUUCAUCGUUUCUUCUUCACCUCGAUUUCGAUAUACGCCGGCAAGAUUCCCGGCGAAGUAAAUUUUGAAGCUUGCAGCGACGGUAGGAGCCGGCUCUCCAAUUGAAAAGAUGAACGAUAAGCAGCGAUCAAUACUUCUCGAUGCCUCCGCCUCUUUUCUCCCGCCGCCAGGGACGAAGCUUUCAUAUGGAACUUCGGGUUUCAGAGAAGACGCUUCGUUGCUGGAGUCUACUAUGUUUAGGAUGGGGAUUUUAGCAGCUUUGAGAUCUUUGAAAACAAAAUCUGUGAUUGGAUUGAUGAUAACUGCUUCACAUAAUAAGGUAUCUGAUAAUGGUGUCAAGAUCGCAGAUCCAAGUGGGGGAAUGUUGUCUCAGGAUUGGGAACCAUUUGCUGAUUCUUUAGCAAAUUCACCUGAUCCUCAACAUCUUGUUCAGUUGUUAGAUGAAUUUAUGAAGAAGGAAAAUAUUUUACUCAACGAAGGAGAAUGCUCAGCCGAGAUUCUAUUGGCUAGAGAUACAAGGCCUAGCGGUGCACGACUUUUGCAGGCUACAAUGCAAGGAAUCAAAUCAGUUGUUGGAGCCAUUGCUGUUGACAUGGGCAUAUUGACUACUCCUCAAUUGCAUUGGAUGGUUCGUGCUCGAAAUAUGGGCAAUAAAGCUUCUGAACUUGAUUACUUUCAUGAAAUCUCAACCUCUUUCAGGUCACUGAUAGAUCUUAUACCCACGGAAGGUGCAAAGAGUAAAACGAAUGAUAAAUUGAUUAUAGAUGGUGCGAAUGGUGUUGGUGGAGAUAAACUCGAAUCUCUGGUGAAGAUGAUCAACGGUUUUGAUGUUGAAAUUCGCAACACCGGAAAAGAAGGAGGUGUUCUCAAUGAAGAAGUUGGUGCUGAUUAUGUUCAAAAGGAGAAGGUUACUCCACAAGGAUUUGACAUGGCUGAUGUUGGGACGAGAUGUGCAAGUUUAGAUGGAGAUGCAGACCGGCUAGUCUAUUUCUAUAUUGAGCCAAAAACGGAAAACAAAAUUAUUCUCGUUGAUGGCGAUAAAAUGUUGUCUUUGUUCGCUUUGUUUAUCUUGGACCAACUAAAAAUAAUCUACGAAGAUGAUGACGAGGAGGAUCAAAUCAGGCUCGGUGUCGUGCAAACCGCUUAUGCAAACGGGGCUUCUACUGCCUAUCUGAAAUUUUUAGGUCUAGAAGUUGUAUUGACUCCAACCGGGGUAAAAUAUCUGCACGAGAAAGCUGAUGAGUUUGAUAUCGGAAUUUACUUCGAGGCGAAUGGUCACGGAACUGUAUUGUUCUCAGAUGCUACUGUGGAAUGGUUGGAGAAAAGAAAUAGAGGGUUUCCUGUUAGGUCUAGAGGAUCGGAACAGCAGAAAGCAGUCCUUCGGCUUUUGGCAGUGAGUAAACUUAUUAAUCAGGCGGUUGGAGAUGCUUUGAGUGGAUUGUUACUUGUGGAGGCCAUUUUAUUGCACAUGGGUUGGUCGAUUCAUCGAUGGAAUGAACUUUAUCAAGAUUUGCCAAGUCGACAGCUUAAGGUUAAAGUUGUUGAUAGAACUGCAAUUGUCACUGCAAAUGCGGAAACUGUGGCUGUUGAGCCAUCGGGCAUUCAAGAUGCUAUAAAUACUGAAGUUGCGAAAUACCCUAACGGGAGAUGCUUUAUACGACCAUCGGGGACUGAGGACGUUGUUAGAGUUUAUGCGGAGGCGAGUAGACAGGAGGAGGCAGACGACCUAGCUAAAUCCGUCGCCCAAAUUGUUGAUCGAUUCCUUGGAUUUGGCCAUUAAUGGAACAACAACUAACAAUAACAAUCUAUACUUCUUACUCUUUUUGUAUUUAUCAACUUACUAUUAUUAUAGAUGGUUUCUCAUCUUUACAAUGUUUCAUGAUUAUUGUUUCUUCAA